GCAUUCAGCGCGCCGCGCGCAGUGCGAAACCGGCGGUGCGGUGCUCGCGACACGCUCUCCACUCGCCUCAGCUUGACUUGACUUUCACGCGAGUUAGAAAAGUGAAAGGCUCGCCGUCGUCGUCGCCGUCGACAUGGCGAACUUCAGAACCGUCUACGCGUUCGCACGCGAAAUGCAUCCGAAGACCGAGAAGGCUGACGUUGAGUAUGGCACAGCUGGAUUCCGCCUCAAGGCUAGCAAGCUGGGAUAUGUGAUGUAUCGUAUGGGGUUAUUGGCUGUACUUAGAGCCAGACAUCUCAAAGCAACGGUUGGAGUGAUGAUAACAGCGUCGCAUAACCCCGAACCUGAUAACGGCGUUAAACUGGUCGAUCCCGCCGGGGAAAUGCUGGAACAAAGCUGGGAGGCAUGGGCGACUAGAUUUGCCAAUGUUGAUGAUGAUAAACUUGAAGAUCUCAUGCGUGAAAUUGUCAAGGAGUAUGAUAUUGACAUGAACAACCGAGUGGAAGUCUACGUUGGUAAGGAUACACGACCGUCGAGUCCAUCCCUGGCCAAAUCGCUAAUGGAUGGCGUACUCGCCAUUUCCGGCAAACCUAUCGAUUUCGGCAUCGUCACAACGCCCCAAUUGCACUAUUUCGUCAAGUGUCGAAACGACCGCACAUACGGAACACCCACCGAGGAGGGAUACUACACGAAAUUGAUCACGGCGUUCAAAAAACUGCGCGGUGAUGAAUAUUCGAAGGGAAAUUAUGAAAACACACUGUAUUACGAUGGGGCGAAUGGUGUCGGCGCGAAGAAGAUCAAGUUCUUCCAGGAACGCAUCGGCGAGCCUUUAGUCAUACGGAAUUACAAUGAUGAAAUUAUUGGUUCAGGCAAACUUAACUACAUGUGUGGUGCUGAUUAUGUAAAAACACAACAAAAGUUCCCCAAUGGUCUGCCGAGCGUUGCAAACGCGCGUUGCGUGUCUGUGGACGGUGACGCGGACCGAAUUGUUUACUAUUAUCAGGACGACGGUGAGAAGUUCCAUCUGAUGGACGGCGAUCGGAUAGCGACACUCUUUGCUGCCUACAUUAAGGAAUUACUGGGUGAAACUGGAAUUGAUCUCAACCUAGGUUUAGUGCAAACGGCGUACGCCAAUGCUGGAUCAACGAAGUAUAUCACCGAGAAACUUAAAGUGCCUGUUGAAUGCGCGGAGACGGGUGUCAAACAUUUGCAUCACAAAGCGAUGGAAUUUGAUAUCGGCGUGUACUUCGAGGCGAACGGUCACGGCACGGUGGUGUUCAGCGCGCGGGCGAAGAGCGCGCUCAAGGACGCGCUAGAAAACAAUAGCAGUUUGACUGAUAAUCAAAAGAAAGCGACGACGCGACUGCUGGCGCUCAUUGACCUCAUCAACGAGACUGUUGGUGACGCCAUCUCUGAUUUAUUGGUCGUGGAAACUAUUCUGCAUGAUAAAGGAUGGUCCAUUCAAGACUGGGAGAAGUCUUAUCAGGAUCUACCUUACCGACUUUUGAAAGUAUCCGUAGAGGAUCGAAAUGCCAUUACAACUACAGAUGCAGCCCGCACCUGCCUAACCCCUAACGGCCUGCAGGAAGAGAUAACAAAGUUGGUAAAUAAAUACAAACAUGGCCGCGCGUUCGUUCGGCCUUCGGGAACCGAAGACGUAGUUCGUGUCUAUGCCGAAGCAGCGUCACACUCCGAAGUUGACCGACUCGCCGCUGAGGUGGCGCGCAAGGUGUACGAAUUAGCGAACGGGAUUGGUCCGCAACCAGAAAUACCAGCGUAAACACUGCCCAAAUCAUACAUUACUAACCCAAUCUAAUAAAAUCAAACUUCAUUAUGUUUUUGGACAAUUUUGGGGAUUUACAACUUUGAUAUGACGGUAAAAAUCACGCACACUCGGCGCAUACACAUCCACAUCAUUUUUAUUGCAAUUAAUGCAUUUGCCAAUUACGUUUAAGAUUUAAUCAUGCAUAACUUGAUUUUGAAUCAUGUUUUACUUGCCAUUCCUUUUAAUUAACGGACCAACGAAGUUGUAAUUCACUGCGGCGUCGUUUUCGAAGUAAACAAUAAGUUAAUCAUUGGGUUUCCGGGAGAAUUAACUUUGGCUAGAAUCGCAUACAGUCAGGUAUAUAAAUAUUUAAAAAUAUUUACUAGGAGGAAAAGUCUGAGGGCUAAAGUUUAAUCAAACAAGAAAAGACUUUAAAUGAUUAGAUUUCUAGCAGAGACAGCGGAUAAUUGUAUAUUGUUGUGCAAUCGUAUUGUUUUAUACAUUUUAUCUUUAUUAAUAUGUUUUUUUAAUAUCUGAAUUUUGAAUUAUAACUACUAGAUAGCUUUUUAAUAACACCUCUUUUUGGAAUUGAAUUGAAACUGAUAAUAAAACUAUAAAAUGUU
Messenger RNA from Dalotia coriaria, 2388 nucleotides. It is a transcript of the gene nst, whose product is annotated as phosphoglucomutase 3-like protein nst. The transcript has 8 exons. The coding region runs from base 134 to 1780 and encodes 548 amino acids. Gene Ontology annotation, molecular function: phosphoacetylglucosamine mutase activity; magnesium ion binding. The record is from RefSeq and is a predicted model, not a curated record. NCBI's taxonomy places the organism in Eukaryota, Metazoa, Arthropoda, Insecta, Coleoptera, Staphylinidae. Gene Ontology annotation, biological process: carbohydrate metabolic process; UDP-N-acetylglucosamine biosynthetic process.